This is a messenger RNA of Peronospora farinosa, 4095 nucleotides long. The record is from the annotation of a GenBank genome assembly. NCBI's taxonomy places the organism in Eukaryota, Oomycota, Peronosporomycetes, Peronosporales, Peronosporaceae.
AUGAACGCCCGGUCCAGUAUUUCUGGCUCUCCACGUCAUAUGACAAUGGAUGCAAUGAAUCAUUUGUCGAUACGGAGUCUUGAAGAACUGAAUCGACUUUCCCAAGCUACACGGGAGUUUGGUGAAGUCUAUUGUGGAAGUCCCGAGCCUUCCAGACGCAGUCCCAAGUUUUUACAGCGUAUUUUUGACCCUUUAGAGAGCAAAAGUGACGAGGAAUGUUUGUUUCGCGUCCGUCUCUCGGGUAUUCAAUGUCGUAAUUUACAAGGACGGAGAUUUAGUGGCAAAAGUGGUCCUUUUGUGGAAUUUUACUGGGACGAUGAAGCCGAAACGACGCCGUAUUCAACACCAGUGAUUAAAGCAGAUUUGAAUCCAAAUUAUAAAGGCGUGCUCAUUGCAUUCGAGUACAAGGCGACAUUGAAAACAUUGGCACAGAGAUUUUUAACGGUCAAAGUGUUUUUAGACCGGAAAUUCUAUGGCAAAGAUUUGGUUGGACAUACAAAAGUUGACUUGUGGAGUAUUGCGACGGGACCGGUACAUCAUGAUCAUCAUUUGAUUGGAUGUGAAAAUGGACGUGUGGUGUUUAAUUGCUAUAUGGAGCAGUGCAGUGACUGGAACAUUUCAGUGAGUGAUGUGGGGGUCAUGAUGCCGGCAAUUGCAAAUGAAUUGGAUCGACCGGAAGGACAUGAUUUUCAAGAAGAUGCAUCGUUACCACUUAAAAAAUUUGGCGUAAGUUACAAAUGCACGAUUGGAGCGGAUGAAAAGUUUUACAUGGGCAAUAAACUGAAACACGCAAUCUUGCGCGAGAUUGGAGAGAUUAGUGAAGUGAGUUUCCAGGCAUUAGCAAGAUUGGCAGUUUUGUCGUCUCGUGUGUCCAGACCAAACGCACAACCUAAGGGUGAAGCUGGAGGUGACGAUGAAGCUGCUGCUGGCUCCCUUGUGGCGCAAGAUCCGAUGGGUGUGGGAUGGACGUCAUCAUCGGACUACCUUCCUCCUAUUACGCGGUAUAGUACGUUCGAUGAGCUCAUGUCGGCAACUUUGACCUUAGAGGUUCGCCAAUUGUUGGUAGGUCGCGGUCAAAUGUCUACUGAUCCAGAUGGAGGAUUUCUAAACUUGCUAGAAAAGUACAAGAAAGACACAUUGGCAAUACCGAAUACGGAUGUUCAAUUCGAUGAGGAGAUCAGCGAUACUAUCCUGUUUGGGCAAACAUGGCUUUCGCUGGAAAAGAUUUUUGAAGACGCCCUCCAAGAGCGGAUAAAGAAGAAGUACGAUGCUGAUCCGAGUGCAGGCAUGAAUGGUCUCGGGUUUUCCGAGCAGUUUGUCACGAGCAAGUUUGAGCAGAGUCUUACAUUAAAAGGACACCAAGUUGGAGUGAUUUAUGGUACAAUCUUGUUCAAGCGCAUUCCUGACGUGCGACAACUUCGAUGCGGAGUAAACAGCGAGAAUGGCAUUUCUUCGUCCAGCUCUGUAAUAAUUGGAGCAGCCGCAGCAGGGUCCAACAAGAGGAAUCUGCGCAAAUCGAAGGUGGUGAUUCCAAUUGAAGCUCAGCGUGUGUUGGAGAAAAUGCAGGACUUGGUAGAACUAAUGGCGAAUCGACAAAAAGAUGACAAAGAAGGCAAGGUGCGGAAGGCAACAAAGAUUCUGAAAAUGUUGCAAAUAUCUCACAAAGUGUCAAUGCUGUCGUGGGUCUAUGUAUCUGCCGCGGCGCUGGAAGAAACAAAAAAUAUCUUGUUGCGGCUGUGGCAGUUCUUGCUGGAUAAUAUUCGCGUUCGUCACUAUACGCUGCGAAAUGUGUUUUACGAAUUGCUUUUCUAUUUAGUAAAGCGCGCGGAGCUGAGUGACUUACCGUUGUUGGGAUUUGAUUCGACAGCGGCGACUACCGUAUCUAGGACGAAACAUGUACAUAAAGUAUUGAAAACGGACCUGGAGUUCGGCUUGAAGUUGCGAGCUAUGCUUGUAGAAACCAAGUUUUGCGUCCUUCAAACGGUCUCUGUUCGUGGCGUCAUGAACAACAAUCUCAUGUUUUUUGUAGCGAGAAUGUUGUCGGUUCUGUGUUUCCGGCUUCCAAGUUUUGGUGUGGAGCUGUACCAGCUGUGGUCAGAAUCGUACAAUGAACCAGCGCCUGAACUUGCUGCUGAGUUCCGAAUGAAUGCUGAUGCAGACUUGUUUGCCAUGGAUGGAUUGGAAGCUCACCUGGACUGGCGUCGAUUUCACAAAGCUGUUUUUGACGAGUAUGGAGAGAAAGUGCUUCGAAAUCAAGAAGAAGAAGCUGAAGACAAGUACGAGGAGACUUCUGAAGCGUGGAAAUCGCGCUUUCGUCGACUUAAUGGAGCAGCGAAUACCUUGAAUAUCUUGCUGGUGGAUCAAUGGCUGUGGUAUGUACUCGACACCUUAGCAGUUCUCAACCAGAAGAUUGGAUGGAUCCACUUGCCAGGUUACACUCAAGUGCUGAUGGUGUUCUUUUUAGAGUUGAAGACGCAGAAGUCAGGCUGGCUCCCACCCACACUCUAUAAGUUGUCGUGCACAAUGCUGUCGAACUCGAGCUUGAUCAACCCGAUGACCAAGUUCCUCCUCAGCAGCACCAGCGUGCAUGACGUCACAGCGGUAAUUGGUGCUGUGGAACUUCUCGGGGUGUGGAUGUAUAUGAUUCGAAGUUGGCGCGUUCGUUUGAGUUCGUACCGACUGUCGCACCUAGAAAACAAUGAUCGCUGGAACUUUCACCAAGACGACCAAUACUCGAUUCCAGCCGGCGAUGAAGUUUCGUUGCUUCCGCCGUCGUUCGAUUUUCGGUUUCUUUGCGCCGCGUUACGCAUUUUGCUAGACUCCGAACACACUCAGGUUGUUUUGACAACUCUGGAGUUCCUUUACAACUGUUGGGAUUGCUUCCCCGAGCGACAUGCGGACAAGCUACGCUUCGAGCUGCUCCGGUCUUUCGUCCGACUGUUUUUGCAUUGGCACAGUGAAGUACGAUUCUUUUUUCAGACGCUGAUUGCUUUCCGUGCAAUGAAGCCUCACGGAUGGACACAAAAAGGGGCAUCUUUCGUGAAUACACCACCACACAGCCGCCGCCAAAUGGAUGCUGUGGCUGCUGAUUUCAAUUUGUCUCUUGGAACCGAGGAGCGCAGUGACGCUACACGACGCUCGCGAUCUAUCAGUACGAGCAGCCUAAUGGACUCGGUACAAAAGCGGCUUAGCUCAACGUCACCGCGCUCGUCACCAAGAAAUUCAGCCUCAAGUUUGUCUUUAACAGUAUCAUCACCCAACAGCCGAGUUGGUAGCGGUAGCAGUACGCCGACUUCGGACUACAAAAGUGGAGACAGCUUUCAUUUGGAUCAGACAAGAACACGCAGUAUAUCGGACGACUUGUCUAGACAUCAGAUGCCGCAACAGCCAGAGAUGGAUAAAAACAUCCAGAUGAAAUUCAAUCGACUGCUCGAGUCGAUCUACGCCGCUGCGAAAGUGUAUAUUGACCGUCAAAGUGAGAGCGGGAACCUUUUACGAAAGCAGACAACGGAGGCCACGUGGAAGAAGAAGGGCAUGCUCCUCAAGCAGGGCUUUAUCUACAAGAACACUUGGAAAAAUAGGUACUUCUCGCUUCAGAACAACAAGUUGGGUUACGCGGACACAGAGCACGGUCCUAUCAAGGGUGAAAUCAACAUUAUUGGUAGUGUGAUCUCAGAGAUGUCGAACCAGCUAGACCACUCUCGCGGAACACGCGUCGUACUCUUCAACUGUUUCUCUGUUGACAGUGGUUACCAGAGGUUUGUUCUGUGUGCUCCGUCGUUUGAGGAGCAGAGGGAAUGGAUUGAAGUGCUGGCACAAAAUGCAACUGCCGAGACUGCCGUGCGAAAAGACAACGAGACACUAUCACAGCUCGAUCUAGCUGAAGUGUCAGACCAAUUGGAGGCGCUGGCAGGGAAGCACACGUCUGCGGAUGAAGUGCCCGAGUCUUUGUUGCCGUAUUCGGUGCUCGCUGUCAAAGAAUGGCUGAAUUUCCGAGUGACAGCGCUAGAGACUGAAAGCAAACUUGCUACUGGUCAGCCUUUCCAGAUGCCAGUGCUGCUGUCCAAGUCGUCUUUGUAUGCGGAUGAUGACUGA